Sycon ciliatum is the source of this 3078-nucleotide messenger RNA. Its product is annotated as ankyrin-3-like. The transcript has a single exon. Lineage: Eukaryota; Metazoa; Porifera; Calcarea; Leucosolenida; Sycettidae. Gene Ontology annotation, molecular function: protein binding. The record is from RefSeq and is a predicted model, not a curated record. The coding region runs from base 88 to 2346 and encodes 752 amino acids.
AGGAAAGUCGACUUUUAGCUAUCAAGCUUGGGUGGAGACAUUAAUUUUCUUCUCCGAGCAUUGUUGCUUUAGCUAUCUCUCUUGGAAAUGAAGGAGUGUUGCAGAUGGAGCUCUCAAUUUUCCGAUGGCGAGGGCUUGCAGGGCCUAGGAGUCCUGGAGGCUCUGCUUGGGAAACAAGACGAUUCGCUGCGUGACAGACUGACGACAUUGCGUCGCGCACCAUGUGAGACUAGCGAUGGCACAGGUGUUGAAAGCGACACAGAGGACGCAGACAAGGCGGUGUCGUGUGCAUUCUGCAAGGGUUCGCCUCGUUUGCUGACCACGCCAUUGCACGUGGCUGCUGAACACCGAGCGUCGAAAGAGGCGAUCUCAGCGCUAUUGUCAGAUGUAGGCGACUGCGAUAGGUUUCUGUCGACUCAUCGAUACUUUGAUCAACGAACGCCUCUAUCAGUUGCCGUUAGCAGUGGCUCCGUAGAAGCUGCCUUAUUCCUGAUCGAUGCUACUGUUAGCAAUUCAACACUAUCUGAUGAAGUCUCCACUAGUCCUCUAUUGCAUUUUGCAGCUGAGCAUGGAAUGAGUGAUGUAGUGGAUAAGUUGUGUUCACUUGCCGAAGCCUGCGAUCUGGAUGUGUGCAUCGAUCGGACUGCCCGAGUCUGCGGGGGCAGCCUAACACCACUGGAGUGUGCGUUGCGCAGUGGUCACGCCGCCACGGCCAAGUGCAUCCUUACUCAUGGCGCUGACUCGCGCAUUGGCCGCCCGUUGCUCUGGGCGAUACGCAGUGGUGGAGAGUGCUGCAGUGCUGAUGUCAUAGACGCUAUCCUGGACAGUGGCUGUGAUAUCAACAUGCUGCUGGAUGAUGAGUCAAAUCAGACAACGCCACUGCUGUGUGCUGCCGGUCUUGCCUACUCUACAGUUGUAGAGAUGUUAUUGGAACGCGGCGGCAGUGUUGUUGAUAAGAGCAUAGGUGGACGCAGUGCUCUGUCACUCUAUCUGUGUGCUGUACGCUAUCGGCCAGCUGAGAUGAGCAACAUGGAACGUGUUCUCAGCGUGAUGCGCUUGCUAGCCGAGCAGGAUGAGUGCUUGUUGUCUCAGGAUGAAGUUGGCCGCACUGCCUUUGCACACGCCUUCAUCCAGUACCGGCGGUCACCACAUCUGACCGACGUCCUUUCUGCCCUGCUGUCAAACGGUGAUAAAGCAAAGGCAGCACUCAACCUCGCUGAUCAUGAUGGCAUCGCACCACUACAUCUAGCUCUUGCUCUCAACUCCAGUGCACUGGCACCAGAUCUUGCCCCUAAAGUCACCAGGAUGCUCCUGGAUGCUGGAGCAGAUCCGAAUGCGUUUGAUGGCUCCCCUGGCCGCCCACCUUUGCUAGUAGCACUUUGCAACGAGAGGCAUGCGAACAUCGAUUCUGCGAUACAGCUGCAGCUGGCAGACAUUCUCUUGCAGCACGGUGCUGAUCCGGAUGAAGGCGACACCAUCCGCACUCCACUGAUAGCUGCUCUUUUGGAGAAUGAUGAUGCUGAGGUUGCUCUUCGUGCAAUGCUCUUGCUAAUGAAGCAUGGUGCCAAUGUUAAUGCGGAUAAUCGUCAUGGGGAGACUGCACUGCACCGCUGUAUGAAGAUGUUCUGCUCCAAGAAUGAAUGGACUUUGGUGGAGGAGCUGUUGAAAUAUGGUGCAGACCCGAACCAGCGCGACAACAGUGGCUACAAUGCACUGCAUAUUGCAGCACAGUGCAUGUCGGCCAAGGGCAUUCAUUUACUUCUACGUCAUGGCGCUGACAUCAAUGCUGUUACACAGCAAGGAGAUACGGCGUUACAUCUGCUUGGUCGACAGCCAGGACUGGACGUUCACCAGGACCUGCCCGCAGCGUUUGCCUUGCUCAUUCUCGCUGGCUGCUCGACAAAAGAACUGAACGGAUUGGGAAUAGCUCCUCUGGACCACUUGACACGCACGUGGAUUCGAUGUGCUGAGCUUGCUGAUCGCUUGCUGAACAAGCCCCUCAUGCUGCGAGACAUCGUGCGCGCAAACAUCCGCCUUCUGCUGCACCCGGCUGCGUUGGAGAAUGUGCACUCAGUGCUCGGUGAUUACCUGCCCGAAUCGGCAUGCGAGAUGCUUCAGGGUGACUGGCUGCCGGAGAGGGAAGUCGGUGGUCUUGUGAGUGACGAUGAUGAAGACGAGGAAGACGGUACUGACGAUGCUGGUGUGGCUGCCACUGCUCCUCCGGUUGUGAUCAGUGAAUCCAUUGAUGAUGAUGACGACUUCAUGGUGGAGGGUAUCGAUGAGGAUGACGACGACGAUGACGACGACAAUGCCAUCCAAUUCCAGCGGUCGGACGAACUGGAAUAGGUUGUGUAUUCAUUGCUAACAUACCUGGAAGGUGUGCCUUUCCCAGUAUCAUGCAUACAUGCACUGCAAUUCGUGCAACAUGCACUCACUAGUGAUUAAGACAAAGCACUUCCGAAGCAUUUAGAUACAUGUACUUCUACGCACUAAUGAAGUCCCAAUUGACCAUAUCACACUUGACUUUUGAUGCUACCCAUGAAACAUGAGUCACAUAACCCUCCAUAGUUAUCUGCUAUGUCACACUGGCCGCUUUUGCUGGGAAUAAAAGUUUAUUUUCUCCACUGUACACAUUCUGCACUGGUUGCAUGUCAUCAGAUAUUUUCACUGCUCUCUGCUUGCACUAUAGGUAUUGUAAAGGUAUACAGUGUGUCUAGUUGCAGCAAACAAAGCAUGUAUGAUUAUUGUUUAGAGAUACUGACUUAGUUGAUCAAGAUAAUGGAGAUGUUUCUAGAUUAUAUCCUGUUAAUGCCUAGCUAGUAUUUUAUUUUCUAUCUUCUAUUGCAACUAUGUGUGCGUCUUAUUAAUGUAAAUGUCCUCUAUUGUAACUAUGUGUAGAUCUUAUUAAUGUAAAUGAUAACGUGUUUUGUUACGGUAGUCACCGGCACUGCUGUGGAUGAUGCAUGUUCAGCCUAUUCGACUGUGGGAAGCUCUUUCCUGGAUUUCAACGCCUUGCACUUGCAUGCUUUGGAUGGUUUGUCAAGAUGUCAGUUGUUGUUGUUUUCAGCAUUUUCUCUA